Molecule: messenger RNA, 543 nt
Organism: Colletotrichum chrysophilum
Lineage: Eukaryota; Fungi; Ascomycota; Sordariomycetes; Glomerellales; Glomerellaceae
Exons: 2
Coding region: 1-543 (180 amino acids)
Source: RefSeq, a predicted model, not a curated record
AUGUCCUUGGUCGAAGGAGAUACUCUGGAGGAAAGGUGGAGUGAGAUGGCUGAAGACGAACGGCUGGAUGUCUGUAAGGAGCUGAGGGUCAUGGUGGAUGCAUGGAGAGCUUGGAAGCAAGAUGAGAGUGAAAGGUACAUCGGGAGCCACUUGAAGCAGCCCUUGAACGACAUCAUACUUCGGGGUUAUCCCGAAAACUCAGGGCCAUUCGAAGGCCCAGAUGCUGUUGAGAAAUUCCACACCACGUGCGGCAUUGAGAUCGACAACAAAAAGGAGAUUGUGUUCACGCAUGCCGAUCUUCUCUCGUCAAAUAUCAUGCUGACACCAGGGCCACUCCCGAGAGUUGCAGCCAUUAUCGACUGGGAACAAGCGGGAUGGUACCCAGAAUACUGGGAAUACUGCAAAGUCAAGCGAAUGAAUCAGUUCCCGGAGCCUCUGCAUACAGAAUGGGUUGAGAACUAUGUUCCCAUGAUGUUGAAACCGGCGGAUGAAUACACAAUCUACUGGACGUUCGUAGCUUACGCGCUUGCCCGCGCUUUCUAG